Molecule: messenger RNA, 4331 nt
Organism: Paramormyrops kingsleyae
Lineage: Eukaryota; Metazoa; Chordata; Actinopteri; Osteoglossiformes; Mormyridae
Product: protein Wnt-7b
Biological process (GO): multicellular organism development; cell fate commitment; neuron differentiation
Cellular component (GO): extracellular region
Molecular function (GO): frizzled binding; cytokine activity
Source: RefSeq, a predicted model, not a curated record
UCCAAUAAUUUCUAAAGAGUAUGGUACAUUUCCAGUAGGAUACCUCACCUUGCAGUAACCAAGAAAAGGCUAGGGGGCGGGGGAGUUUAAGUCUACACAUUUUCGUGUGACGUCCUUGGGCUCCGAACUCACUGCUGGAUUUUCGUCCACCUCAUUUAUAAUAGUUAAGCCGGUAGUGAUAAUCUAAUGAUUGAUCAUAAGGAUCGCACCUAGCGACUCAGUGCCCUGAGGAUUUAUCAGAGUGAUCCCGGUGCGCUCGUUUCGGAAAAAAAGGAUGUUCUGUUGAUGCAGGGACUGUCUGUCAUGUCUGUCAUUUUCUUUAAUAUCACCUGAAAACUAGCGCAGAUGAGUUUCAGUAACAACAACGUGGGGCUUUUGCUUUCGGAACCGGGUAGCAGAAUUGAUCAAGAGUAUCACACCAUAAAACAAACAGUGCCGUGAAUUAUAUACCACGUUAUUAUGUGUAGCGGGAGUUGUUUCGGUUGCGUUAGGUUCACGCAGUUGUGGAUAGCCUAUAUGGAAUAAAGUAACAAGUGCAUAUUUCAAAAAGUCAACAGCGCGGAGCCUUGAAAGUCAGCUGGUGUCGAGUUAACGGUGCUCAGCAGGUAAAGCCGCCGCGUCGCUACCCUUCUGUUUACUUGCCAGUUGCGUCACAUGAAUGAAAAGUCGUCGUUUCGAUGAACAGACGAGUGUCGCCCCAUUGUCCCCGCCGUGUUACAGAAGUGGGCGGAUAGCUGUGUCUCUCUGCCCAAUGGUAGCCACGUCUCCUAUAAGAGCAGAGUAACGCUCUGCCAUCCAAAAAAUCCCUUAAGCCAUCAUCAUUCCGGCUUAGGAACCACACUCUGCAACUGCCUCCACCCGCCGAGAGAUGACAGACUCAAUAUCGGCGCCCGCAGCACACUCAUGGCCGUGGGAGCUCGAAGCUGCAUAGUACCGGCGAGCCGACCAGACACCGCAAGCGCGUCUGACUGAAGCGGGAAGUCAGCAAAAUAAGGAUUUUACAUAGAAAUACCUUAGUGAGAAGUUGGCUGCUUGUUCAAUGCCAUCAUGAUCAUCUUUUCGUCACGCAGUGUACUGCUGUCAGUGUACUACCCGCAGAUCUUCCUCAUCCUUACCAGUGGAAGUUACCUGGCCCUGUCCUCGGUGGUGGCCCUGGGCGCCAAUAUCAUCUGCAACAAGAUCCCUGGCCUGGCCCCUCGGCAACGGGCAAUCUGCCAGAGCCGCCCGGAUGCCAUCAUUGUCAUCGGUGAGGGUGCGCAGUUGGGUAUCAACGAGUGCCAGUACCAGUUCCGCUAUGGACGCUGGAACUGUUCGGCCCUGGGGGAGAAGACCGUCUUUGGGCAGGAGCUCCGAGUGGGCAGCAGGGAGGCGGCCUUCACUUAUGCCAUCACGGCGGCAGGCGUGGCCCACGCGGUCACGGCGGCCUGCAGCCAGGGCAACCUGAGCCACUGCGGCUGCGACCGCGACAAGCAGGGCUACUACAACCAGGAGAAGGGCUGGAAGUGGGGAGGCUGCUCAGCGGACGUCAAGUACGGCAUCGAUUUCUCCCGAAGGUUCGUAGACGCCCGCGAGAUCAAAAAAAACGCCCGGAGGCUGAUGAACCUCCAUAACAACGAGGCGGGAAGGAAGGUUCUGGAGGAGCGCAUGAAACUGGAAUGUAAGUGCCAUGGAGUUUCAGGAUCCUGCACCACCAAGACCUGCUGGACAACGCUGCCCAAGUUCAGGGAGAUUGGCUAUAUCCUGAAGGAGAAGUACAAUGAGGCGGUGCACGUAGAGGUGGUGCGGGCCAGCCGGCUGCGGCAGCCCACCUUCCUGAAGGUCAAGAAGAGCCCAGAUUACCGCAAGCCCAUGGAGACGGACCUAGUCUAUAUUGAGCGCUCACCGAACUACUGCGAAGAGGACGCCGCCACGGGCAGCGUGGGGACGCAAGGGCGCCUGUGCAACCGCACAUCGCCACACACAGAUGGCUGUGACCUCAUGUGCUGUGGAAGAGGCUACAACACGCAUCAGUACACCAAGGUGUGGCAGUGCAACUGCAAGUUCCAGUGGUGCUGCUUUGUCAAGUGCAACACCUGCAGUGAGCGGACGGAGGUGUUCACCUGCAAGUAGGGCCCAGGCCGGGGUCGGCGGUGUUUCUCGAAGAACGCGAUGAACGAAAACAAAUGGAAUUUACAAUGUGGAAUCCCUAUGGCGUUGUUUUGCACACAAGAAUCUCGGUUUGCUUUAAAGUGUCAAUAGAUAAAACAUCCAUAGGUAAAAGCCCAACUUGACUCACAGGAUAAAAAUGGUGCCCUGGACCUGUGCAGUGCAUUCUAGGAUUUGUAGUUCCUCACCUUUACAGAACGCUUGUAAAAAUGGCACAGAGUGACUAACUCCGAAGGAUGUUGUGAAACAUCACAUCACCUGCUUUUUUGAUAGAACACAAAGUUAACAGUCCUGUAGUGUAAUGGUCAGCCUUUAGUCUAAUUAACUUAAAGGAAUUGCAAGGGAGAGCAGGCCUGACUAUUAAAAAUCCAUGGACAUUGCUUUUUUUAUGAGCUGUCAAAACAAAGAACGCUACAUUAACUUAGCACCCUUCAUGCGCUGAAUUAGCCUCAAUGGGAUUUAUCUCUACAGUAAGCCUUAUGCCAACUGGAAAAACGUGGAGUAUGUUAGCUAUCCAGUCACACUGGGACUGUUCGAACACUGAAAAUAAUUUGUUUAUUUAUGUUAUAGUAUCUUUAAACAAAGCACUAACGGGUAGAAAUGUCUUAUUUCGUACUAAGUGUAAAAAGAAACUUUUUAGAGAUUAUAUUUGAAGGUGCAUAUCAUUUAAACCACCCCGUCCCCACUGCUCUUUUCUGAACAAUAACAUUGCUACUGAUGUGUGGAAUUCAGAUACCUACCCACAAUGCAUUGCAUUUCUCAUACAGACACAUUUGUUUCAGUUCGCUGUAGCUGGUGACUGGGAGGUGCAACGCUUUUCUGCUUUCUGUCUCAUUAUAAGAGAAGAUGAUGGUUCACAUUUUUCCUGCCCUGCAUCUCUUGUACCAUUAAAUGCGAACACGAUGACUCUGGGUUCGCUGUCCAGUUCUGCACUGACUAUAAAAAGAAUCCAAUACCACUCAGCUGAAAAGAAAUCAAUCAGUCUGAGCAAUGUUUGAAAUAAAUGUGACCGACCGACCGAACGUCAUGCUGCUUCAGGGUCUCACACCCGAAAAAUGCUUGUUAGUGACCUUCUGCCACCCUGCUGGUUCGUGUUCCCCAGCCUCUGGGGCACCUGCCCGGGAGCAGGCAAUAGACACAAGCCAAACCCCCAAAGGGAACCAAGGGCCCAGCCGGGUCGUGGCUUUUUGUAAACAGUAGAUCUGUCUGAGGUUCGUUUGAGAAGACACUGGAUUUUGGCAAAUUUCGGCUAAUGAAUGAAACUUAAUUAAAAUUUAUAUACAUAUGUAUAAUGUUAGUUAUAUAUGUGGUACUGAAACAUAUACAAUCGUAAUAUUAAGAAUAUUUAUAAUGAUGUAUAUAUGUCUGUCUAUACUUUUUGCACUUUAAAUCAUUUAUAUUCUGAAACAAAUGUUAUUGAUAUUGUUGUUAUUGGUAGUUUGACAAAACAGUUGGUUUUCUAAAAAAUUUGCUCUGAAACUGAAAAUUUGACUCAAAAAGUUCAUACGUUUUUCUUUUAUACUUAGUGUACAUAGAGCGAACCAGAGGAGAUUUACUCUGGAGAAUUAUUAUAAUAGCUCAGUUAUAAAUAAUAUUAGUAAUAUUAGUAAAUUGUUUACUUUGAGUUAGGACUUUUUGCAUUAUUUAGUUUUCAUAACAACCACUGCUUUAUUGACAUAAUCAAGCCAGCUGUCUAUAGUAAAAUUCAGAAUAUAGAAAUUUAUUACUUUGUAAAUAUAAACAUUUAUUGUUUUAUUAAAAGACUAAUUGCUUGAAAAUGUAUAAAUCCUGGUUUUGCAUUCUCUUGCCACACUGAUCUGCAGAGGCAAGUGAGGCACGGCUUUUAAAUUUUCCACUCUCUGUUUAUGGUUCUGUCCAUGGGCACAGCACCGGCAGGUUGAACACACCAUCCUGCACUUGACGGUUACGCAAACAGCCUCUUUGAUGUGCUUUGAGAUUCCUCUAUGCUUUUAGCAGUGUCUGGAAAAGAUAUUUUAAUAUAUAUAACAAAGAUGUGACUAUGGUUUUCCUGAAAUCAAAGUAAUAUAUUUUCUUUAUAUCAAAUUCUCAACUUAAGGAGAUCAGUUUUUCAAUUCUCACAGCUAACGAUAUCCUGAAAAUGUGGUUGAAAUAUGAUACAUUGUAUUUCAAAUGCACAGGACCAUUUCGCUUAAUAACAUUAUUAU